Cajanus cajan (pigeon pea) is the source of this 1172-nucleotide messenger RNA. The record is from RefSeq and is a predicted model, not a curated record. Lineage: Eukaryota; Viridiplantae; Streptophyta; Magnoliopsida; Fabales; Fabaceae.
AUUACAAUAUGCCAUUCAUUUAUCUCAGCUUUUUAAUUUCAUUUGUAGAUAUGACUAUCAUAGACUAAGGUGAUUCCAUUGUUAUCAUUUCUCAUGUUUUGCUUUAGAUUUGUUUUGUAGAACUUGUGUUCAAAUUGGAUUUGAACCAUAGCUGAUAAGCUUUCUAAUUAAGUUGAUUAAGAGUGUGAUUAGAUAAGCUAAGAAUCACCUUUGAUAACUUAUUUACUAUUUUUGAUAUAAAAAAAAGAAAAAAAAAAGUUCUCAAAAUACUUUUAGUUUGCAUCCUAACAGGCUAUUCCGCUAUUACUAAGUAGAACAAUCAAAUUCCUGUGUCCUAAUUUAGUUUAUUUCACCUCUAAACUUUGCCUUCAACUAUGUUAGAAAGCUAAAUCUAAGCUUCAAUUUGAUUUUCUAUAGCUGAAAAAUGAAAUAGAAGCCUGAAAUUAGAAGGAUGAGUACAAUUGAAUAAACAUGACUUCAAUUUUUGAUGAAAAAAAAAAUGACUCUCUAUGUUGUCUUUUUGGUAGAGAAUAGAGAUAGUGGUGUUGCAUGAGCAAAUGGGUAGAGGAAGAGGAAAGGGUAAAAAGUUAAGAGUUAGCAAUGAGGAGGAUCUGGAUCUGAUAAGUGGUGAGGAAGAAAAGGUUCCUCUGGCAAAAAGAAGAGGAAGGCCAUCUCAAAAGGUGUUUAAGGAUGAUUUUGAUGAAGAAGUUGUUGAGGAAAUAGAAGAGGAUGAUUAUAGUGGAGAGAAGGUAAUUAAGAAAGUGGUGUCUAGUAAUGGAAGGAAAAGAAGGAAAGAAAAUUUGCAAGAGGUUGAGGAGAAAAGUGGAACAAAGUCAAAGAGUGAUGAGUUGACAAAGUGUAACGGAUAUCGACACAGACGUAAAAGCAAACCCCGUCGAGCUGCAGAAGCUGGUGUGCAGUGGAAGCAAGACUACUGUGCUUGAUUAGACUCAUCUUGCCACCCAUAUCAAUUAUCAACAGCUACAAUUACCAAUUCAUUUCAUUUUUUUUAUUUGUGCCUUUCUUUUUUUCUUUGCGGGUUUGAGCUUGAGGGCUUCAUUUGAUGAUUCCUUCUCAUUAUUUUCUCUUUUUAUUUCAAGCAUGAAUUGCGAAAUUUCUUAUGAUAUUUGCAAAAAAAAUUUCUAAUCAUUCUAUUCGUAGGAAUAUUCAUA